AUGAAAGAUGAACUUGAAGUUCACAUGAACUACGCCAGAAAAGGCGAACAUGAUCCGAAGGCGGAACAAAAUAACCAACAUUUCAAAGCGUUGCUUCAGGUUCACUUUCACCGGAUGCCAUUCAAGGCAAUUCCAAAGAAGUUGACAAAAAUAUCCAACUACUACCCGGCAAAAGGGGGGCUGUCUGAAUACUACAGCCCGCAUAUGAUUAUGCAUCAGCGAAUGGUUGAUGCCUCUAAAGAAUUUGUUGCCAAGAUUGGUGCAUAUGUCCAUGGCUAUGGACAUGAUACCAAGAACAAUAUGGCUGCUCAAACGAUCAAGGGUGUUUACAUGGGACCCACUGACGACAUUCAAGAAGGGCACCGUAUUUAUGAUCUGAAUACGAAGUGCAAGGCACGACGUGCAAAGAUCAAAGUCCUUCCAAUGACUGAUCAAGUCAUCAAAAUCAUUGAAGAACACGCAAGAUUGGAAGGAGUGACGGAACUACGCACCUAUUCCAAGCGCAAUGGCGAGCUAAUCCUCGAUGGUGAUUUGCUCGAAGGAGUGGACCCAGAUGAACUGUGGGAUGAAAACUACAUGCCAGUAAACGAAAUUGAAAGACUGAACAAUGUAACCCUCCGAAAUGAAAAUAUUCCAGAUGACGAAGUUGAUGAAUUACUAAUGGAUGCUGAAGCAGACAUAAUAGAAGUGAGGUUCGACAAGGACAGGAACCCAAGAUACGAUAGCGAAGCAAAUCAAUAUGAAGAUGAGCUAGAGGAUGAGAUGUUCGAUAGAAUGUUCAAGAAGAUCAAGGCUAGACAAGAUGCUGAAGAUAUGAUGGAUGAAGACUAUGAAGAGCACCAAUGGAUAAAUAGCAAUGAGGACAUAGACUAUGAAAACAACUACGAGUCCGAAUUAGACGAUGACGAAGCCAAACAGAUGCUAGACGAACUGGCAGCUGAAUUAGUGGAACUUGGGAAACCUGACAAAGAAGAAAUUCUAUUCGACUUGUUUGAAGAAGAAGAAGAAGAUGAUGAUGACGAUAAUACACACGAAGAUGUGGAAGUUGAUUCGGGAGAGGAAGAUAGGGUUGCUCGCGCAGGAGUGAGAUUCGCGGACACAGAUGAUAAUGAGUCCGACACUGAAGGAAUUGUAAGAAGUUACAGUGACAACGGUGUAGAGAUUGGAGCGAAAAGAGUACUUCGUCCAAGACACAAUCGAUCCUAA
Cylindrotheca closterium is the source of this 1206-nucleotide messenger RNA. NCBI's taxonomy places the organism in Eukaryota, Bacillariophyta, Bacillariophyceae, Bacillariales, Bacillariaceae. The record is from the annotation of a GenBank genome assembly.